Messenger RNA from Paramecium octaurelia, 270 nucleotides. The record is from the annotation of a GenBank genome assembly. Lineage: Eukaryota; Ciliophora; Oligohymenophorea; Peniculida; Parameciidae.
AUGAAAGAAAUAAACAGAUAGGAUGUUCCUAAAAUUGAUAAAUUUUUAAGGAGGGAACAAAUAUUCAAGAAUGAGAAGAAACUAAAUGAAUUACAUGCAAAUUAUUAUUAAGGGAUUUAAUUGAAUAAGAAGGAACUCCAUUAGGAGGCAAUUAAAUUAUUGGAUUACAAGGUCAUCCAUCCUGAUGAUUUGGAGAUUUAUAUAUCAUCCAGUUCAAUAACAGAUAAACCCAUGAUUUAUAAGCAUCCUUUAUGGUUAUAAGAGAAGUGA